CCCUAAAUUCGAAGCGUUUCUGGGUGUUGUUGAUAAAUGGCUGUGGCUUUGCAUAGUAGAGUUUUAACUUGCACUUACAGAUGUAGCGACCAACUGUAGUUACUGACAGUGGUUUUCUGAAGUGUUCGCAAGUGUUCACAUAGUCUCCGAGGCGUGUUGGAUAGUGUCCAGUAACAAACGUGUCCGCAUCGCUCCACUUACGGUGUCACGAUUGCUCUCAAAUUAUUACACUUUGCAUCAGUCCUUCUUAGAGGAGCUUAGGCCCAGCAAAGCCUUUCUGGGUGUUGUUGAUAAAAAGCCGUGGCUUUGCAUAGUAGAGUUUUAACUUGCACUUACAGAUGUAGCGACCAACUGUAGUCACUGACAGUGGUAGUGAAUUAUUGUGGCCACUCCGCUAUUACCACUCCACUUCAACAUUUUAAAGACAGUUCUGUGUAAUACUCUGUGUACUCAUGGUACAAAUACUAGUGAGUACUUUGCAAGAACUUCAUGUAAAAUAACUGUUGUGAGUACAAGUGAUAAAUAGCCUGUAUGAGACUCUUUUCCUUUUGAUGCUUCUUCUCUUGACCCGCACACCUCCACGUCCAUAAAUCGUCAGCUCCUGUCAGGAGGUCCAAGGAUGCCAGAUGGAGGGAAUAAACAGAGCCGACACCGGGCCCCCCCACCACCAGGACCAUGUCCAAGGUGGUGGGAGCGUGCGUCCGAGCCGGGCUGCGCCUGGGAGCGCCCAGCAGGGCUAUGGCGGUGGCGCCAGCACCCGGAGAGGGCAGGCGAGGUGCGGGAGGAGCGGACGGAGUGAGGAGCUUCCAGGAGAUCCCUCACACGGGCAGGAGCGGAUGGAUCAACCUGGUCCAGGUCUGGAGGGAGGACGGCUUCAGGCUGCUCCACAAGCGCAUGGAGAGGACCUUCCAGAACCUUGGACCUAUUUACAGAGAGAAGCUGGGCACUCAGAGCAGCGUGAACAUCAUGUUGCCGGGCGACGUGGCGCAGCUGUACCGCUCCGAGGGCCCGUACCCGCGGCGGAUGAUCCUGCAGCCGUGGGCGACGCACCGAGAGACUCGCCAGCACAGCAAGGGAAUCUUCCUCAAGAACGGUGAGGAGUGGCGCUCCGACCGCCUCCUCCUCAACAAGGAGGUGAUGGUGAGCGCCGCCGUCCGGCGUUUCCUCCCCCUGCUGGACCAGGUGGCCAGGGAUUUCUGCCGGAUGCUCGGGGACCGGGUGGAGGCCGCGGGCGGCGGACUGACGCUGGACCCCAGUCCGGACCUCUUCCGCUUUGCACUGGAAGCCAGCUGCCAUGUUCUCUACGGCGAGCGUGUGGGCCUCUUCUCCUCCUCGCCCUCGCUGGAGUCAGAGAAGUUCAUCGUGGCGGUGGAGAGAAUGUUGGCCACGACUCCGCCCCUCCUCUACCUGCCCGCCUCCCUGCUGGAACGCGUGGGCGCCCCCCUGUGGACUCAGCACGCCGCAGCCUGGGACCACAUCUUCAGCCAAGCCGAGAGCAGCAUCCAGAGGUGCUUCCGGCGCUUGUCCUCCGAGAUGGCCGCCGGGACCAAGACAGACCGGUACAGCGGCGUUCUGGGACAACUGCUGGAGAAAGGACAGCUGUCUCAGGACCUCAUCAAGGCCAACAUCACUGAGCUGAUGGCUGGAGCUGUGGACACGGUGAGUGUGGGUCUCUGUGUGUGUGUGUUUGUGUGUGUUGAUGUUGUGUUGCCGUGUCCCCAGACCGCGGUCCCCCUGCAGUUCGCUCUGUUCGAGUUGAGUCGCAACGCGGACGUGCAGGACAGCGUGAGGCAGCAGGUGAAGGCGUCGUGGGCUCAAGCAGGCGGUGAUCCUCAAAAAGCCCUGCAGGGGGCGCCACUGCUUAAAGGCACCGUGAAGGAGAUUCUAAGGUUGUAUCCAGUAGGCAUCGCUGUUCAGCGAUAUCCCGUAAGAGAUAUCAUUCUUCACAACUACAAAGUUCCAGCAGGGACCAUGGUCCAAGUGUGUCUUUACCCUCUGGGGAGGAGUGCAGAGGUCUUUGACAAGCCGCUGACCUUUGACCCUGGACGGUGGGGGGCGGAGAGAGGCGGCGAGGAGGGGGCGGGCUUUCGCUCGCUGGCGUUCGGCUUCGGGGCGAGACAAUGUGUCGGCCGCAGGAUCGCAGACAACGAGAUUCAACUCUGCCUCAUGCACAUCCUGCUGAACUUCCACCUCAGUGUGUCGUCCUCACGAGACCUCGACACCAAAGUUACGCUCAUCCUUCAGCCUGAGACUCCACCCAGGAUCACCUUCCGGAAGAUCUGAGACACACAAACACACACACACACACACACACACACACACACACACACACACACACACACACACACACACACACACACACACACACACACACACACACACACACACACACACACACACACACACACACACACACACACACACACACACACACACACACACACACACACACACACACACACACACAGAGAGAGAGAGAGAGAGAGAGACAUGUUAGCAUGGCGUACAAAAAGCAGCGAGAGACGAGGACCAGAACCAGCAGAGGACUUCCAGAAUGUGCUGACCCGAGCCCAUGGUGUGGUUCCAGGGUGUCAUCAUACAGGAUCCACGUCUCCUUCCCGCACGCAGCCCGACCACCUGGUCCUGGUCCUGAGGUGGUGGAUCAGAUCCAGACGCUGCACCUUCAGCUUGUGGUCCUCCCCAAUUACUGCGACGUCAUGUGUGAUGUCACCACUCUGUUGUCUUCUGUGUGAUGUCACCACUCUGUUGUCUUCUACCAUCAUGUGUGAUGUCACCACUCUGUUGUCUUCUACCAUCAUGUGUGAUGUCACCACUUUGUUGUCUUCUGUGUGAUGUCACCACUCUGUUGUCUUCUGUGUGAUGUCACCACUCUGUUGUCUUCUACCAUCAUGUGUGAUGUCACCACUCUGUUGUCUUCUGUGUGAUGUCACCACUCUGUUGUCUACUACCAUCAUGUGUGAUGUCACCACUCUGUUGUCUUCUGUGUGAUGUCACCACUCUGUUGUCUACUACCAUCGUGUGUGAUGUCACCACUUUGUUGUCUUCUGUGUGAUGUCACCACUCUGUUGUCUUCUGUGUGAUGUCACCACUCUGUUGUCUUCUACCAUCAUGUGUGAUGUCACCACUUUGUUGUCUUCUGUGUGAUGUCACCACUCUGUUGUCUUCUGUGUGAUGUCACCACUCUGUUGUCUUCUACCAUCAUGUGUGAUGUCACCACUCUGUUGUCUUCUACCAUCAUGUGUGAUGUCACCACUUUGUUGUCUUCUGUGUGAUGUCACCACUCUGUUGUCUUCUGUGUGAUGCCACCACUCUGUUGUCUACUACCAUCAUGUGUGAUGUCACCACUCUGUUGUCUUCUGUGUGAUGUCACCACUCUGUUGUCUAAUACCAUCAUGUGUGAUGUCACCACUCUGUUGUCCUCUGUGUGAUGUCACCACUCUGUUGUCUUCUGUGUGAUGUCACCACUCUGUUGUCUUCUGUGUGAUGUCACCACUCUGUUGUCUACUACCAUCAUGUGUGAUGUCACCACUCUGUUGUCUUCUGUGUGAUGUCACCACUCUGUUGUCUACUACCAUCAUGUGCGAUGUCACCACUCUGUUGUCUUCUGUGUGAUGUCACCACUCUGUUGUCUUCUACCAUCAUGUGUGAUGUCACCACUCUGUUGUCUUCUGUGUGAUGUCACCACUCUGUUGUCUUCUACCAUCAUGUGUGAUGUCACCACUCCGUUGUCUUCUACCAUCAUGUGUGAUGUCACCACUCUGUUGUCUUCUACCAUCAUGUGUGAUGUCACCACUCUGUCUUCUACCAUCAUGUGUGAUGUCACCACUCUGUUGUCUACUACAUCAUGUGUGAUGUCACCACUCUGUUAUCUACUACCAUCAUGUGUGAUGUCAACACUCUGUUGUCUACUACCAUCAUGUGUGAUGUCACCACUCUGUUGUCUUCUACCAUCAUGUGUGAUGUCACCACUCUGUUGUCUUCUACCAUCAUGUGUGAUGUCACCACUCUGUUGUCUUCUACCAUCAUGUGUGAUGUCACCACUCUGUUGUCUUCUACCAUCAUGUGUGAUGUCACCACUCUGUUGUCUUCUACCAUCAUGUGUGAUGUCACCACUCUGUUGUCUUCUACCAUCAUGUGUGAUGUCACCACUCUGUUGUCUUCUGUGUGAUGUCACCACUCUGUUGUCUACUACCAUCAUGUGUGAUGUCACCACUCUGUUGUCUUCUGUGUGAUGUCACCACUCUGUUGUCUACUACCAUCAUGUGCGAUGUCACCACUCUGUUGUCUUCUGUGUGAUGUCACCACUCUGUUGUCUUCUACCAUCAUGUGUGAUGUCACCACUCUGUUGUCUUCUGUGUGAUGUCACCACUCUGUUGUCUUCUACCAUCAUGUGUGAUGUCACCACUCCGUUGUCUUCUACCAUCAUGUGUGAUGUCACCACUCUGUUGUCUUCUACCAUCAUGUGUGAUGUCACCACUCUGUCUUCUACCAUCAUGUGUGAUGUCACCACUCUGUUGUCUACUACAUCAUGUGUGAUGUCACCACUCUGUUAUCUACUACCAUCAUGUGUGAUGUCAACACUCUGUUGUCUACUACCAUCAUGUGUGAUGUCACCACUCUGUUGUCUUCUACCAUCAUGUGUGAUGUCACCACUCUGUUGUCUUCUACCAUCAUGUGUGAUGUCACCACUCUGUUGUCUUCUACCAUCAUGUGUGAUGUCACCACUCUGUUGUCUUCUACCAUCAUGUGUGAUGUCACCACUCUGUUGUCUUCUACCAUCAUGUGUGAUGUCACCACUCUGUUGUCUUCUACCAUCAUGUGUGAUGUCACCACUCUGUUGUCUUCUACCAUCAUGUGUGAUGUCACCACUCUGUUGUCUUCUACCAUCAUGUGUGAUGUCACCACUCUGUUGUCUUCUGUGUGAUGUCACCACUCUGUUGUUUACUACCAUCAUGUGUGAUGUCACCACUCUGUUGUCUUCUGUGUGAUGUCACCACUCUGUUGUCUACUACCAUCAUGUGCGAUGUCACCACUCUGUUGUCUUCUGUGUGAUGUCACCACUCUGUUGUCUUCUACCAUCAUGUGUGAUGUCACCACUCUGUUGUCUUCUGUGUGAUGUCACCACUCUGUUGUCUUCUACCAUCAUGUGUGAUGUCACCACUCCGUUGUCUUCUACCAUCAUGUGUGAUGUCACCACUCUGUUGUCUUCUACCAUCAUGUGUGAUGUCACCACUCUGUCUUCUACCAUCAUGUGUGAUGUCACCACUCUGUUGUCUACUACAUCAUGUGUGAUGUCACCACUCUGUUAUCUACUACCAUCAUGUGUGAUGUCAACACUCUGUUGUCUACUACCAUCAUGUGUGAUGUCACCACUCUGUUGUCUUCUACCAUCAUGUGUGAUGUCACCACUCUGUUGUCUUCUACCAUCAUGUGUGAUGUCACCACUCUGUUGUCUUCUACCAUCAUGUGUGAUGUCACCACUCUGUUGUCUUCUACCAUCAUGUGUGAUGUCACCACUCUGUUGUCUUCUACCAUCAUGUGUGAUGUCAC
Entelurus aequoreus (snake pipefish) is the source of this 5571-nucleotide messenger RNA. Its product is annotated as cytochrome P450 11B, mitochondrial-like. Gene Ontology annotation, biological process: cortisol metabolic process; glucocorticoid biosynthetic process; C21-steroid hormone biosynthetic process. Gene Ontology annotation, cellular component: mitochondrion; mitochondrial inner membrane. The record is from RefSeq and is a predicted model, not a curated record. The transcript is spliced from 8 exons. Gene Ontology annotation, molecular function: oxidoreductase activity, acting on paired donors, with incorporation or reduction of molecular oxygen; iron ion binding; heme binding. Lineage: Eukaryota; Metazoa; Chordata; Actinopteri; Syngnathiformes; Syngnathidae. Bases 676 to 2283 code for a protein of 535 amino acids.